AUGGCAUGUUUACUUCUCUUCUACAAAUCCUAACCUUCUUUCCCUAACACUUUACUCACAUCUCACACGCCAUUGCCUGUACUCGAAUCAAUGGCUGAUUCCUCCUUUGAAAUUGAUUACCACUCCACUGGCCGCUCACGAAACUAUCAUCAGCGUAGGCAACUCAGGCACCCCAGCACUCCUGUUAACUCACAGUAUGAUUCACGUUCAUUUACACAAUUCAGCUUUACAAAUACUCCAAAUAGGCUUCGCCAAACUCCUUCCACGCCUUUCGCCACGGACAAUGAUACGUCAUGGCAAGAUGAGCUUUCAUGGCAGUUUCAGCCCACAGGGUGGAAUGAUACCCGCAGCCUGGGAGCAGCUCUUAGCCCAUGGGCAGCUAGCACACCAUCAAACAGACAUAUUUUUCAAAGAUCAGCAAAUGACUACUAUCUUUCACGUACACAUGGUGGAUUUAGAACCUUCACAAAUCCAUACUACGAUCAAUCUAGCUAUGGUGCUGUACCUGCUGGUAGGCUUGAGCUACAAAGCUACGCUGCCAGAAAUAAUGAGAGGUCGGUAGUUCAUGUUAGGGAUUAUAGCUCGGCUGCUUACAGUAAUUCCCAUCAUGGGAUUUCAAGACCAAUAUCUCAGGCUAUUAAGGGAGGGGCUCGCAAAAAUGCAAGUCCUUUGGUUGAUCAAGAUGAGCUUAGCAUGAUUGACUAUGACAGCGAGGAUGUUGAGAAACAGGGAGAGUUAUUGCAGAAUGACACUAAUCUCCAUGGUGAUAAAGAUUCUAGAUGGAUUUCAGUGUCUCAUGCUUAUAUGGAAGAUGAUGGUGUUAGUCCAUUGUACCACAGUACUCCACAUGGUGGGCACGAUCAUCAUGGUCAUGAAUUAUCCCGUAGUAGACAUGAUGAUUUCCUCAGUGCUUAUGAAGCUAAUCGAUCAACCAGUCGUGAUUACGUUCCCGGUAAGAAUCCAUAUGAUGACAUUGAUCAGGCUUCGGAGUAUGAAGAUGAAGAUUAUGAUGAGGAGGAGGAUGACAACGAAGAAGCAGCACGAAGGCAAGUAGGGUUGUUUAGUCUGUUCAAAUACUCGACGAAAUGGGAUAUGGUUCUUGUGUUUUUGGGUUGUUUAGGAGCUCUCAUAAAUGGAGGAUCUCUUCCAUGGUAUUCUUAUUUUUUCGGAGAUUUUGUGAACAGGAUUGCGAAGCACUCUGAUGAUAAUAUGAUGAAAGAAGUGGAGAGGAUAUGUCUGCUUAUGACUGGAGUAGCAGCAUUAGUUGUGGUUGGAGCCUAUUUAGAAAUCACUUGUUGGAGAUUAGUUGGAGAACGAUCAGCUCAUCGAAUAAGAAACUUGUAUCUGAGCGCAGUUCUAAGGCAAGAUAUCACUUUCUAUGAUACAAAAGUCAGCACUAGUGAUAUUAUGCAUGGAAUUUCAAGUGAUGUUGCACAAAUCCAAGAAGUGAUGGGGGAGAAGAUGGCACAUUUCAUCCAUCAUAUAUUUACCUUCAUUUGCGGUUAUUGUGUCGGGUUCUUAAGGUCAUGGAAGAUAUCUCUGGUGGUUUUGUCAGUCACUCCAUUAACGAUGUUUUGUGGCAUUGCUUAUAAGGCCAUUUAUGUCGGUCUAGCUACAAAAGAAGAGGUUUCUUAUCGGAAAGCUGGUGGCGUAGCUGAGCAGGCAAUCAGUUCAAUUAGAACUGUAUUUUCUUUUGUUGCUGAGGAUAAGUUGGCCAGGAAAUAUGCUGAUUUAUUGAUGAAGUCGGUGCCUAUCGGUGCAAAGAUUGGGUUUGCUAAGGGUGCUGGAAUGGGAGUUAUUUACUUGGUUACCUACUCAACAUGGGCACUGGCCUUUUGGUAUGGAUCUAUCCUGGUUGCAAGGAAAGAGAUAAGUGGAGGUGAUGCAAUAGCUUGCUUCUUUGGUGUCAAUGUAGGGGGAAGAGGAUUGGCAUUGUCUCUAUCAUAUUUUGCUCAAUUUGCGCAAGGCACAGUAGCAGCAACCAGAGUAUAUGAAAUUAUAGACAGAAUUCCUGAUAUAGAUCCUUACAGCCCCCAUGGGAGGAUACUGUCAACUGUUGGUGGAAGGAUCGAGUUCAAAGGCGUUACUUUUGCUUACCCAUCGCGUCCUGAAACUGUAAUUCUCCGCUCUCUUAAUCUAGUUAUUCCAUCCGCAAAGACUCUUGCACUGGUUGGUGCUAGUGGUGGUGGCAAGUCCACCGUUUUUGCUCUCAUAGAGAGGUUCUACGAUCCCAUCAAUGGAGUAGUAACCUUGGACGGUAAUGACCUGAGGACACUGCAAGUCAAGUGGCUAAGAGGUCAAAUAGGCAUGGUUGGGCAGGAGCCAGUUCUGUUUGCCACCAGCAUACUAGAAAAUGUGAUGAUGGGAAAGGAGAAUGCCACAAAGAAAGAAGCAAUCAGUGCUUGCAUUGCUGCCAAUGCUCACAGCUUUAUCUCUGGCCUUCCCUUUGGCUAUGACACUCAGGUUGGAGAUAGGGGAACCCAACUCUCAGGGGGACAAAAACAGAGAAUUGCACUAGCUAGAGCUAUGAUUAAGAAUCCUAGAAUCCUUCUUUUAGAUGAGCCCACCAGUGCUCUGGACCCAGAGUCUGAAUCUGUUGUUCAGCAAGCCAUCGAUAAGAUAUCCACGGGCAGAACAACCAUUGUCAUUGCUCAUAGGCUAGCGACAGUAAGAAAUGCCAACACCAUUGCUGUUCUUGAUCAAGGCUCUGUUGUUGAAAUUGGUGACCAUCGCCAGCUAAUGGAAAAUGCUGGUGCCUACUAUGACCUUGUCAAACUUGCCUCUGAAGCUGUUUCAAAAUCUGCAUUGAAACAGGAGGAUGCUGCCAAGGAUAUGGAGUUCUCUAUUUACGAGAAAUCUGUUGAUUUGAGAUCUAAGAAUGCAUUUGAAACCUCAAAAUCAAGGUACUUAAAAUCAAUGCAAGCAGAGAAUCAACAAGAGGAGGAAAUGCAGGAAAGUGCAAAGCCAAGAAAGUAUCAACUCUCAGAAAUUUGGGGUCUUCAGAGACCAGAGAUUGUCAAGCUUCUUCUGGGCUUCCUUUUGGGUAUGCAUGCCGGUGCAAUACUUUCAGUCUUUCCUUACCUUCUAGGCGAAGCCCUAACAAUCUACUUUGAAGAUAACAAAUUCAAACUGAAGAGAGAUGUUGGACGCCUCUGUUUAAUACUUGUAGGUCUUGGAUUUGGUUGCAUUAUUUCUAUGACAGGCCAGCAAGGUUUAUGCGGAUGGGCAGGAACAAAACUUACCGUGAGAAUACGGGACCUCUUAUUUCGAUCUAUACUAAAGCAAGAACCUGGCUGGUUUGAUUUCGAAGAAAAUUCCGUAGGAGUACUUGUUUCAAAGCUCUCAAUUGAUUGUAUCAGUUUCCGAUCCGUUCUUGGUGAUAGACUCUCAGUCUUGUUAAUGGGUUUAAGUUCAGCUGCUGUUGGUCUUGGUCUGUCAUUUUAUCUGCAAUGGCGAUUGGCUCUUUUGGCUGCAGCACUAACUCCUUUCACUCUUGGUGCAAGCUACUUGAGUUUGAUCAUAAAUGUUGGACCAAAACUAGAUAAUAGCUCUUAUGCCAAAGCUAGCACAAUUGCUGCUGGUGCUGUUUCAAGUAUAAGAACAGUAGCAACCUUCUCUGCUCAAGACCAAAUAGUGGAGUCCUUUGAUAGAGCCUUGGCUGAGCCCAAGAAGAAAUCAGUGAAAAGGUCACAAGUUCUAGGCCUUACACUUGGAUUCUCUCAAGGGGCCAUGUAUGGUGCAUAUACCUUAACACUUUGGUUUGGAGCCUACCUCGUAAAACAAGGCGAAACAAACAUUGGCGUGGUAUACAAAAUUUUCCUCAUUCUUGUGCUAAGUUCGUUUUCUGUUGGACAACUAGCGGGGCUAGCGCCGGAUACUUCCAUGGCUGCUCCUGCAAUUGCUGCUAUUUUUGAUAUCAUUCAUCGUAAGCCAUUGAUUCGUAGUGACCGGGAUAGAGGUAAGAAAAUUGAUAGAUCAAACCUAUUGGAUAUCGAGCUCAAGAUGGUAACUUUUGCAUAUCCCUCUAGGCCUGAGAUUAUUGUGUUGAGGGAUUUUUGCUUAAAGGUCAAAGGUGGUAGCACGGUGGCCUUAGUUGGGGGUAGUGGGUCAGGAAAAUCAACUGUUGUAUGGUUGAUACAAAGGUUUUAUGAUCCUAAUCAAGGGAAGGUGACAAUGGGAGGGGUGGAUUUGAGGGAUUUUAAUGUCAAGUGGUUAAGGAGUCAAACAGCUUUGGUCGGUCAAGAGCCUGCAUUGUUUUCUGGUAGUAUAAGGGAAAAUAUUGCAUUUGGAAAUCCUAAUGCUUCAAGGGCUGAGAUUGAAGAGGCUGCAAGUGAAGCAUGCAUUCACAAGUUCAUCUGUAGCCUCCCUCAAGGCUAUGAAACUCAGGUAGGAGAGAGUGGGGUUCAACUAUCUGGUGGCCAAAAACAAAGAAUAGCAAUAGCAAGGGCAAUUCUAAAGAGAUCAAGGGUGCUACUGCUAGAUGAAGCAAGUAGUGCACUGGACUUGGAAUCAGAGAAGAAUGUCCAAGAGGCACUAAGGAAGAUCUCUAAGAGGGCAACGACUGUUAUAGUGGCUCACAGGCUUUCUACCAUUAGAGAAGCUGAUAUGAUUGCUGUAGUGAAAGAUGGUGCAGUGGUGGAGUAUGGUAGUCAUGAUGCACUCUUGAAUUCACAUCGUAAUGGUUUGUAUGCUAGCAUGGUUCGUGCAGAAACUGAAACUAAUGCAUUUGCUUGAGCCACUUGUUGACUCAAACCUUUAAUUUGUCCGUUUGGCCAUCCACCUUGAAUUUUCAUUUUCGAUGUAAAUAAAUAGUUACCAUCUAACUUAAAGUCGGUUUUGUUUCUGGUCAUUUGGCUGUGGCUGUAUGAUUGCGCCAUCCACGAGAUGUCCUUUCGCUCAUCCAGCCCAGUGUACCUGAUCAGACAGUUUUGGUCAU
Messenger RNA from Populus nigra (black poplar), 4936 nucleotides. RefSeq names its product ABC transporter B family member 19-like. The record is from RefSeq and is a predicted model, not a curated record. Gene Ontology annotation, biological process: transmembrane transport. Gene Ontology annotation, cellular component: membrane. Gene Ontology annotation, molecular function: ATP hydrolysis activity; ATP binding; ABC-type transporter activity. The transcript is spliced from 9 exons. NCBI's taxonomy places the organism in Eukaryota, Viridiplantae, Streptophyta, Magnoliopsida, Malpighiales, Salicaceae. Bases 91 to 4734 code for a protein of 1547 amino acids.